Penaeus chinensis is the source of this 3838-nucleotide messenger RNA. RefSeq names its product IQ and ubiquitin-like domain-containing protein. The coding region runs from base 639 to 2606 and encodes 655 amino acids. The record is from RefSeq and is a predicted model, not a curated record. The transcript has 11 exons. Gene Ontology annotation, molecular function: protein binding. Gene Ontology annotation, cellular component: motile cilium; acrosomal vesicle. Gene Ontology annotation, biological process: cilium assembly. NCBI's taxonomy places the organism in Eukaryota, Metazoa, Arthropoda, Malacostraca, Decapoda, Penaeidae.
GUGUGACGGGAGUGUUUGUGACGGCUGCCCCCACAGAACACAGAAUAAAACGAUCCAUCAUCACUUCUCGCUCCGGCCGGACGUCCUUUUGCCGGGAUAUCGCUUGCCGCUCCUCCCCACCGGAGGAAAAGAGAAGGGAUAUAAUAAACAAUAAUUUAGGGGAAGAAAGAGCUGCGACACGAGAGCCAGCGAAGCCAGCAGUCCAGGUCGAAGGGAAAUGGCCAGCGGACAUGGGUAGCGAGGCGGCGAGAGGGGGCGCUGUGGCCAAGGGCAUCUCGGCGUGAAAGAGGAGGAGGAGGAGGUGGAAAAGGAAUAGAAAGAGAGGAAGAGGAGAAGGAGAAAGAAGAGGAAGAAGAAAAAAGUAAAAAGACGUAAGAGGGAAAUCGGGAAAAGAAGAAAGUACAGUCUAUAAGUAAUAAAAUGAGUGAGAUGUGGUUAUGACAAAGCCUCUUGAAAUAGCAGGACACGCUGGAGAGCAUGAAGAGGAGGAGGAGGAGCAGCAAGAAUGCCGGGACAUGGAGCAGUAGGAAAAUGAUCAGGAGAAGAACAGGAAGAAGGAGACUAGAGAAGGCACAGUGAGGCAGACGAAGGAGACAACACGAAGGUAACUGGCGGCCAAAGGGCGAUUCCGGAGGGAGAUGAUGCCUUCUCUGGAGCUGGUGAUCACGAGCGAGGGUCAAGGCGGGUCGGACGAGCAGGGGGAGGAGUCAGGCAGCAGCACCACGCCCCCGCCCCUGCUCAAGCAGCCGCCCCCGCCGACCCACACUCGCGCCGCCGCCGCCUCCAAAGCCGCCACGAGGAACUCUUCCACGACCACCUCCAUCGCCAUCACGACCGAGCCGCAGGACCCCCGCCGUGAUGACCGCCUGGUCGUUACGGAACUGGACGACGUCGAAGGCAACCACCGCCAACAGAACAGGAAAGGAAGGCUCGCCCUCACCGUGGGUCAGGACGACUUCGGUGGAGGCAACUAUGGCGAGGACGAGGACGAGGAAGGGGACGACGGGGAGGAGGAGGAGAGGGACGACCAGUACCCGUGGGCGAACCCGCCCGACGGCAUGACUGACCCCGGCAAUGGUCGUCCAGGGGUCCACGACCAAGACGACGGCAUUGAGGGCUGGUGGACUGGGGGCGGCCCGGUAGCGACAGUGAAGAUGGUGAUGGAGACGGGCGUGGGCGUGAUCACGAGGGCGUGGCCUCUGCACCAGCCCGCCCGCAACCUGAAGCUGGAACUGAGUCGUGCCACGCAGGUCCCCCCCCACUUUCUCCAGCUGAUCCUCCGCGGGCGUGUGCUGAGUGACGUCACCACCCUGCGCGACGUGGGCGUGGAGGCGAACGAGACGGUGCAAGUGGGCGUGUCCUCGAAGCGCCCGCACGCCCACCCGCUCACCCUCCUCGCGCCCACCACGCCCACGAUCCCCACGCCCGACGUCAUCACCGUGAUCGUUGCUGAAGCCGGUGUCGGAGAGCGCGAGGUGGUGGUGGAGGUGGAGUGGGCGGGGGUCCGGAAGCCCUGGCUGGGGGGUUUCCGCCACAAGGUCUCGGGGCUUCACUACCACAACGCCACCACGCAGACGCAGCCGCCACUGAGACACAAGCCAGCCCAGGUAACACGCGGUACGCAGACGGUCCGCACGCGCCCAUGCGGUACGCAGACUAGCCGCAACGCCCAUACCCAGACGACCCACCUCCACCCACUCCUCCACGCGCCCAAAGCCACCCUCCUCACGCCCAUGGUGUUCUCGCCCGUCCAUCGCUAUGACGUCAGUAAGAUUGUGGAGGUUCAACGGAUGGUCCGCGGGUGGCUGGCGAGGAAGAGGGUGAGGAGGCUAAAGCAGGAACGCCGGCAACUUGACAAGUCCACGAGCGAAUCCACUUCGGCGUCCCCGCACCAGGAGGACUCGGCCAAUAGUGUUAGUGACAACUCCGUUUCUACUUCUUCCAGCCACAAGCGGUGGCGCGGCGCGGUGCCCAUGGCGGAGCUCUACUCCCGCCUGGAGAGCUGGCGACGGCGGCAGGUGGCUCAGAUAACGGCCACGCUCACGGGGCAGGAGAGGAGGAGGGCGCUGGUGGCCCUCCUCGACAAAGAGACGGAGUUGCUGAGGUCCUUGGAGGCUCAUCGCGCCGUCCGCUCGGCCAGGAGAAGGAACGCGGCCGUCGCUCUCUUCCUUCAGGAGGUGUCCCGAGCCCAGGUGUGGAAGGUCGGAAGCCAGGCGGCCGGGGUGGAGGUUGAGACUCCGGAGACAGAGCCUGUGAGGACGCUGGCCUCCCUCGCCUCCGCCCUCCAGAAGGAUGCGUCGGCGGAGGUCAGAGGGCAGCAGUUCAACUCCGUCUUCAGCACCGUGGAGCGCUUCCGGCCCUCCCACGGCGACCCGGACGAGACGUCCCGGACGGCGCGAGAGCUGGGGACGCUGGCGAGACGAGGCCUGCACCUCCUGGCCAGGGGAACCACGGACUCCAGGCUCAGGGGACUCCGCAAGAGACUCCACACUCUCAUUAUCACUUAUCUUCAACAGGUUCAGACGAGAUCAUCAGUGCCAAUGCAACCGCGGUUAGUGAGAGCCGCAGGUGGAAAACCGCUUCUAGUUCCCACAACGAGCACAUGACAGUGAAAUUCAUGACGGUGUAAUCCAAAUUACAGUGAAAAUCACUCAUCAAUGAAAUCUACAUGACAGUAAAAUCCACAUGAAGGUGAAAACCAAGCGACCAUGAAAUCCACAUGGCAAUGAAACCCACAUGACAAUGAUAUCGCGUCCAUGUUUCGUGGAUAACGGCUGAUUUAAAACAUAGCUUAUAUAUUUGCUGGAAAAAUUAACCUGCUUAUUUAUAUUUUUUUCCUGCCAGACACACUCAUCCCAUGAAGCCUUAGAUGUGGGAAUAUCUUUUUAUCUUUUGAAAAUAUUUGUAAUCAGUUAAAAGCCUUCUUUCAUCUGUGUUCAUAUCUUUGGCACUGGGUUAUAAAAGACAUAUUGUAAUGAUGCAGUGGCUUAAGAUGUGCCAUUGGUUAAAAAAGGAAAUACGUUUCUCAUUUUUUAUGAAGAUUGCAUUUAGACAUAAUAGACAUAAAUAAUUCGCUGCAUUAUAUUUCUCAUAACUCUGACGGAGCAAGGAUUACUUACAAGAUAUAGGAUCAUGUUCUAAAACUUACAAUGUUCAUUAGCAUUCCAUGAUAUAAUGUUCUUGGAAUUACAUUACAUUUUCUCAUCUGAUAUUCACCCACCUGUAGUGCCAAUGUACAUCGUGGGUUUUACUACUGAUGUGCAGUAUUCAUGAUAUCAUACGAAAAUUACUUACAUUUUAACUUGUACUCUUUUAUGCAAAAGCACAACAAAAUCACAACUUUAUAUCCUCCAAGUGUCUUUCCAAUGAAUGGAAAAAAAACAAUAUUUUACCAGGAUAUGGUAACGAGUUCAACAGUGAGCAAAAAUGGGGAAACAGGGUAAUCAGAAAAGCAAAAGAGAAUAGCAAAUCCCAAUAAUAUUUACGUAUUUCUCAGGUGCUUUUGUGCAAGUUUACCUCAUGGAAUGUGGAUCCAUGUAUGCAAAAUGAGAGAGAAGUUGGGUGGGCAUCAGCACAAACUGUACUUAAGGAGUUAUGCAAGCAAUAUAAUCAUUAAAUUUUCUCCUUUAGAGUACAAAAUAAAAGCAGGAUAUAUUUGCCAAUAUUUCAUUGCAUGUUUACAACAGUACUAUUUUUAUAAUCAUGAAGAUGAUAAGCUCCAUAGUACUAUAAGGACUAUUUUUAUUAGCUAAUAUAAAUAAAACAGAAUUUUCCUCUUUGUGAGCAUUACUAUGCCUCUUAGACCUACACUAAAUGCAUAUAAAAUAUGUAAAAUCUG